AUGGGGAACUGUUUAUUCGGAGGGUUAGGCGAUGAGGAAGACAUGUCGAUCAAAGUCAUAAAAUCCAACGGUGAAGUUCUCGAGUUCUACUCCCCCGUCACUGCAGGGUCAGUCUCUGAUGAAAUCUCAGGCCAUACUGUUUACUCUGCACUCCAUCUCCCCUGGCAACCCCUAGCUCACCACCACCACCUCGCCCCCGGUCAUUCAUACUAUCUCUUGCCCAAUAUUGUCACGGACGACUUGAAGACUUUUGUCGGAAACUGCCACUCAAGAUCCAAUAGUGAGUCCUUGCCAGCGAUAACUCCGUACAGAAUGUCUCUGGACUACAACCACAGGGUGUUGAAGAGAUCAUACACGGACGUCUUUUCAAGAAAAAUCUACACAAGGACCCAACAGAAGGAAAAGAAGACGAGGAGGAGACGCACCAGCAGCAAAAGUGGAAUAUGGAAAGUAAAGCUGUUCAUAAACACGGAAGAGCUGUUGCAGAUAUUGUCGGAAGGUGGAAGAACAAAUGAGCUGAUAGAGACUGUGAGAGCCGUGGCCAACGGGGAAAACGUUGUUGCAUCAACCAUCACAAGUGGUUCGACCGACAAUGACUUGUCGGUGGUAUAUGUCUAG
Microthlaspi erraticum is the source of this 618-nucleotide messenger RNA. Lineage: Eukaryota; Viridiplantae; Streptophyta; Magnoliopsida; Brassicales; Brassicaceae. The record is from the annotation of a GenBank genome assembly.